AUGGCCAGGACCCUUGGUGACCAUCUGCUAAACACCCUGGAGGAGCUGCUGCCCUAUGACUUUGAAAAGUUCAAGUUCAAGCUACAGAACACCAGCCUGGAGAAGGGCCACUCCCGCAUCCCCCGGGGUCAUCUGCAGAUGGCCAGGCCAGUUAAGCUGGCCAGCCUGCUGCUCACCUACUAUGGGGAGAAGUACGCUGUAAGGCUGACCCUGCAGAUCCUGAGGGCCACCAACCAGCGUCUCCUAGCAGAGGAGCUUCGUAAGGCCACAGGCCCAGAACAUUUAACUGAAGAAAAUAGAAUUGGUGGUCCUGUCCAGUCUUCUGGAGAGAAUAAGCCCAAGAGUGUGAAGGUACCAGAUGUCCCGGAAGGUGAUGGGACAAGGCAGAGUGGUGAUGGAUCGGAUGGCCUGCUACCCAGCCAGGCUGAAGUGGAGAAGGGGUCCCAGAAGAAGUCUCUAGUCAAAAGGAGAGAUCCAAGGGGCCCUGAAAGCAUGGACUCACAGCCCAAGCCAUGGGCCAGGGGCACAGCACCACCCCAUAGAAGAAACCCGGGCACUACCCAGUCCCCAGGGGACAAGGAGAGCAGGGCAAGUGCCCAGCUCCGCAGGAAUGCCAGCUCUGCGGGAAGGCUGCAGGGACUCUGCAGCAAUGUCCCAGGGAAGAGAGAUUGCAAGAAAGCUGAAGCAUAUCUGCCUUCAGGAAAGAAGCGACCUAAAAGUCUUGAAAUUACUACUUAUUCAAGCCAAGGAGAACCCCCAGAUUCAGAAGGUCUUCUGACUCCAGAGGAGACAACGGAUGGGAAUCCACACUUGGCUCCUUCUUCCCUGAGAAUAGCCGUCCUGAAUGAAGGGCCUACUGGGGCUCUAGAAAAGGGCUCAGAGAAUCCAGAACCUUCCAUGGUCCCCAAUGAAGAAACAUUCAGGAACACACCUUCCAAAACAUCGUUGACUGGAGAGGAGAAAUGUACUACAUCCUGGAAGGAAAAUGGAACUGGGAGUCCAGAGAUCCCUGGGAGCUCGGGGAAGAUGGCAGCCAGCACGUGCUGUGAGUCCUGCGGUCCAGAAGAGCCUUUGCCACUGUGUGGAAAACCAGCCCAAGCCCCAGAAGACCCAGCAUCCUUAGGAUCGACAGCUUGUAAAGGUAUCCUCCCCUGCUCUCGCAAACAUGACGCAGGCCCAGGAGGAUGCACAUUUUCACAUCUUGCACAAAGGGUUGCAUCCGAUUUCAGAAGGUCACAGGACAAGGCUGCAUGUCCUCUUUGCCACACCCAGAAAGGAGACCCGCAUGCUGGUACCUGUGUGCAAAGUUUCUGCAGCUGCUCCAUUGCUCCUGGGGAUCCCAAGGCCCCAGGCAAAUGCUCACCCAUAUGCUCCCAGUGCCAACGUUCACUUGCAGGAAAGAACUGUGGAGACCAGAGCCCCCAGCCCCUACCACAGUGCCCACGUCACAUGAAGCAGGUGCAGCUGCUCUUCUGUGAGGACCACAGGGAGCCCAUAUGCCUCAUCUGCAGGCUGAGUCAGGAACAUCAAGGCCAUCGAGUGCGUCCCAUGGAGGAGGCUGCACUGGAGUAUAAAGAGCAAAUCCAGAAGCAGCUGGAGCGUCUGAGGGAGCUGAGGGGAUGUGUGGAGAAACACAAACUACAACAGGGAGAUAAGAAGACAAAGAACUUCCUGAAACAAACAGAAACCCAGCAGCAGAGGAUUUCAUGUCAGCUAGAGAAGCUGUACCAAUUCCUGGAGCAGCAAGAGCAACUCUUUGUGACCUGGCUACAGGAGCUAGGCCAGACCAUUGGCAAAGUCCGAGAGACAUAUGACACCCGAAUUUCCCGAGACAUUGCCCUCCUGGAUGAAAUUAUUGGAGAACUAGAGGCCAAGCAAGACCAGCCAGAGUGGAAGCUGAUGCAGGACAUUGGAGUCACGUUGCACAGGGCCAAGAUGGUGACUGUCUCUGAGCCACUGGUCACUCCUCCAGAUGUCAGAGAAAAGAUCCACCUGCUCUAUCAGAGAUCAAAGUUUGUGGAGAAGAGUAUGCAGUAUUUCUCAGAAACACUGCGCUCUGAAAUGGAAACAUUCAGUGCUGUGGAUGAGGCAAAAUGGGGAGGGCAUUGGUCUAGCAGACUACAGGCCCAGGGUUUGAUUCCCAACAUGAACCUAAAAUGGGAUGGUGGAAAUGCACAGGACUAUGCUAUAGUACUUUACCCAGAAGUGGAAGCUGGGGGAUCAGAACCUCAGGAUUACCUUCAGCCUCAGCAAACCCAAGGCAUGCCUAAGCUACAUGAGACCCUUUCUCAGAACAACAAACGAAAAAUUAGAUCUCUCUUGAAAUGGAAGCCUUCAUUUAUGGGGAGAACCUAG
This is a messenger RNA of Onychomys torridus (southern grasshopper mouse), 2355 nucleotides long. RefSeq names its product MEFV innate immuity regulator, pyrin (gene Mefv). Lineage: Eukaryota; Metazoa; Chordata; Mammalia; Rodentia; Cricetidae. The transcript is spliced from 10 exons. The coding region runs from base 1 to 2355 and encodes 784 amino acids. Gene Ontology annotation, molecular function: zinc ion binding. The record is from RefSeq and is a predicted model, not a curated record.